UUGAUGUUAAAUUAUUUAUUAUUAAGAACUUCACUAUUUGGACACUUAUAAAAUAGUGCCAAAAAGUUGACUUUAAUUUUAGUGAGACACGUCGGCGAGUGUACCAUACGUCGUGCCACUGUUGCGGUCAAGUCGGCAAUGAACGGGUAAGGCGCGACUGAGCGCGCCAAAAGGAGUGAGUGAGUCGCGAGCGGUGUGGGGUCGGCCUGACGCCGCGCUGAAGCGGACGGCGCCAAGUGACGUAAGCGUGUCUACUGUGGCGCGCGAUACAACGCACUGAAAAGCGUGCGGUGCCACCGAUACAUGUAUCUACUGCUUCAUAUCUGCACUUUCACAGGUUAUCACUGUUUCCUCAAAAUACUAUGACGGUGCAGCACGGCCCUUGGCGUUGAAAAGCCGACAUCACACGUCUAGCCUUCAAGACACGUGACUCACGACCACAACGUCCAGACGCGAGCUAUUCUACAAUACAAUGCAUGCUCUACACGCUGACUUACUUUUCUUGAGAGGAACUGUUGAACUCUCCAUCACUGAUAGUGUACACCGUGGGCUUAGAUGAACGCACCAUUUUUCUUUCUAAGAAUGAUCCUUUUAUGCAGAAAUGCAAUUGCAGACUAUUGACUAGUAUUUACUGAUUGCACCGUCAAGUAUCGAACUGAUUAUGACUUCAAGUGCAGUACUGACAGCAGCGGCAAUACUUUUAUAAAACUAAUGCUCCUUUUCCUCCAAUAAACUAUGCAUACUAAGUCAUAGUCGACAAACUAGGUAAUUAAGUUUAUGUCAUUAUCGUGGAUUUCCCGAGGCGCAGUUCUCUAUAAGACAGUCAGUGGUAAGCAUCAAAUGAAAUAUAUCGUAUUGUUCUCGCUACUUAAACUAAUUCUUCACAAUUGGUUAUUGGUCCCCAGUUACAGUCGUCAGUGUUUUAGGGUUACCAUCACUGCAGUCUGGUAGUGACAUGUUCUGCAGAAGACAAGAAGGAUUUUCAAGUAAAAAGAGUAAAGUGAAAUCCGCUCACGUUCAUCAAAUGGAACCGCUGUAAAUUCUAAAAAGAGGGGGCCGCGUGAUGGCAGACAACGCGAGCAAUCAGAAGAUGGGACCGCCUAAGAAACUACCGCGGCGACGGCUGCGGCCGAGGAAGGAGGCGGUGUUUCUCGUGCCUGGGCCUCCAGCUCCCAAAAAAAGGUCAAGAUGAAGUCUAGCCCACGCGGUGAGUAUAAUUAUAAAAUUCAUUAAAUUUUCUGUCUAUCAAAAAUCGGAUAAGUAUUCGUGUAAAAGUGAAAGUGAAUUUAAAGAAAUAUCGGUAAUUUCUAAGCAAAUUGGUAAGUACCCACUUAUUUUCAUAUUCAAUAGGAACUAAACAAUAAUUAGGAGACUUCAUUGUGAAGUGAACUCACUAAUCGCAUCGGCUUCUAUUUUUCGAGGAUUUAAGUCAAUAAUGAGGAGUACACAAUGAAGGAGAUGGUAGGAGGCUGCUGUGUGUGCUCAGACGAGCGCGGUUGGCCCGACAACCCGCUUGUCUACUGUGACGGGAAUGGCUGCACUGUAGCUGUCCAUCAAGCAUGUUACGGUAUAGUGACGGUUCCAACUGGCCCUUGGUAUUGCCGGAAGUGUGAAAGUCCUGAUACUAAAACCAAAGUUCGAUGUGAACUAUGUCCAUCCAAGUCAGGUGCUUUGAAGCGUUCGGAUACAGGAGGAUGGGCGCACGUGGUCUGCGCCCUCUACAUACCAGAGGUCAGAUUUGGAAAUGUCACUUCUAUGGAGCCUAUAGUCCUGCGUCUCAUACCACCAGAGAGAUACAACAAAACCUGCUAUAUUUGCCAAGACCUCGGAAAGAAUCAUCGAGCCAAUGCUGGAGCGUGCAUGCAAUGCAACAAAUCAGGUUGCAAGCAACAAUUUCACGUGACAUGCGCGCAAGGGCUAGGCUUGCUCUGCGAAGAGGCUGGCAACUACCUGGACAACGUAAAAUACUGCGGUUACUGCCAACACCAUUACAGUAAACUGUUCACCAAUCAUGAUGUCACCAUCAUCGCCAAGAAAAAAGGCGGUAACGUAAAGACGAUCCCGCCGUACAAGCCGGUGUCGCACGACAGUCAGUCGAGCGACUCGAGCUGCGAGAAGGAGGGCGAAGCCUCGUGCUCGAACGCUAGCGGAGGCGUCACGCCCACGCACGCCGGCAAGUCCAAAGGGCCGGGUCGCAAGUCAUCAUCCAGCACGAGCCACGUUGUGCUAGGCAAGAACACGCCGAAUUCUUCUAAGCCUCUGGACUUAAUGUUAAAUGAAGCCGCUGCGGAAUCCGGACAUGCCACUCGCAAACACAAGUCUUCAGAAAAAAAUAAGAAGAAGCCGUCUCCUUCUCGCCGCGGGUCGUCGGCCGGUGACGGUGGGUCCGGCAGCAAGAGCAGCACGCCGGCACCCUCGCCGCAACACACAACUGACUCCAACUCCGCUCAGAUGGCUAAAGCGUCCGGUAGCUCAACGCCCGCCGGUCCAUCGAAGGCAACCCCGCCGCCUGUGGCCUCGCCCAGCGCUAACAAGACAGUGGAACCCGUCGGAGUCAUCAGUUCCGUUGCACAAGCCGUGGCUUCUGUCUCAACCAUCACAACCGUUCCUACUAGUGCCCCGAGCGCGCCAGCUACACCAGCCCCUGCGCCGCCCACCGCUUACCAAGAGUCUGUGAUCACGAACACCGAGUUUGUGGAGACCAAACAAACUAAGAAGAGGAAGGCUGUGUCAGCAGCUAACAACAUGAACACGCCCGUCGAUUACACAUCCACCACUCCACCGACUGGGGCGGGUGAGGGCACUUCACAGAGCAGUGCCGCUUGGGAGGCUGCUCACGCACCGGCUGACGUACAGCUGGAUUCCGUUGACAAAGUUAUUAAAAAGGUCAAAACUGAAGGUCCAGAAGGUAUACCUGUACCGACCUCGCACUUUGCUAGUGUGAGCGCCGCGCCGCCGCUGCCGCCGCCACCGCCCGCUCACAGCCCAGCUUCGAACCCUAGUCCAAGACAUCUGCCUAGUCCGAUGCCGGGGCCAAGCGGAAUAAACCAUGUCUCCAAUAUUCGAUCUCCGUCGAACCCACCACAGGGCAAAGGCGAUCGCGAGGGGCCCGCAUCGCUUCUCGUGUCGGUGCCGUUGCCUUCCACCAGCCACGGACUCAACCUCACCGCGCAUUCACAGGUGCCGCUGCCAGAAAUGCCCGGGCCGUCGUCAUCGCAUAUAUUCCACCAGCCACAGAAACAAGUAAGUCUGUUCAUUCAAUUUACUAUCCCUUAUUCAUUAUUCGGUCCUGUCUAGAAAAGCAAUAAACACACUCCAUUACAUAUAGAUCCUUGUCCUUUUGCACAUAAUGUCUAAAUUCCGGUGAAAGUACUAUUGUAAUGAAACUUGUAUUGAGCAGGACAUCUUUGUUAAGACUUAAGUAUGUACUUGUCGCAAAUUGCAGCAAUGAGAGGGUUCAGCGUAGCAAGAAUGAGUUGUUCCUUUUUAAACAAUUUCCUUUUGUUGUUACUGACCACAAAUAUGUCAUGUCAUGUGCAACCAAUUACGAUUGUCUUUUCACGGUAAUAAUCUUGCCUUAUACGUUUAGUUGUUCUUGACGACGAUAUUUACUUCUAUGGAGAAAAAAAAACUAUUACGGUCACUUUUUGUCAAAUAUGUUGAAUUCAAAUAAUAAAAUACUGUUUUUGAUUUUGUACAAGUUUCUUAAAAUAACACGUGAAUUGGUCAUGGGUAUUCCAUUAAAUUACAAUAGCAUGUAACUCGCCUCGGGACUUGACUUUCUCAUAGACUGGGGUGUAAAUAAAAAACGUAAACAGCUAUUCUUACAAUAGACCUGUCUUAACAAUGUACACAACAGGCUAGUUGCCGGAGGGCUGGCUUAUGUUUCUUAAACUGCAGCUUAGACACGAUUAUUACCGUUCAUACGAAUCAUACUACAGAAAUACAAGUAUUUUUGCUUAAAGCCAUAAUCAUAAAAGAAGUAACGAUUCAUUGCAGACAUAAUCCUGCACUUAACCGGUAAAAUAAUAAAACUAUUUAUUGAAAAC
Messenger RNA from Trichoplusia ni (cabbage looper), 4049 nucleotides. RefSeq names its product protein AF-17-like. The record is from RefSeq and is a predicted model, not a curated record. Gene Ontology annotation, cellular component: nucleus. Gene Ontology annotation, molecular function: nucleosome binding; histone binding. Gene Ontology annotation, biological process: regulation of transcription by RNA polymerase II. NCBI's taxonomy places the organism in Eukaryota, Metazoa, Arthropoda, Insecta, Lepidoptera, Noctuidae. The coding region runs from base 1450 to 3297 and encodes 615 amino acids. The transcript has 20 exons.